AUGGCACUGUUCGAGACCCGUGUAAGUGGGUCUAAAGCGACGCGUAUUAUUUCGUCUUUGGGGUUUGAUAACUCUUUUGUUGUGGACGCGGAGGGUUUUGCUGGCGGUAUUUGGAUCUUGUGGAGGGGUCAUGAGGUCCAAGUGCAGAUUCUUCAAGCUCAGAAGCAAUUUGUUCAUGCCCAGUUCACUUGUGGAUACUUUCAUACUCCUUUCUUGGUAACCUUCGUGUAUGGUAGCCCGCAAAUGGCUACUAGGAAUCUCUUAUGGAGCUCCUUGGAGAAUAUUGGGGUCACAAUUCGUUAUCCCUGGAUGGUGAUAGGGGACUUCAAUGCAUACUUGGGAGCUGAUGAGAAAUAUGGUGGUGCCGCUGCAAAUGGCUCCUCCAUGAAGAAGUUUCGGGUAUGUAUGGAUCGCUGCUCUUUGUCUGAUAUGGGGUUUAAGGGUCCCCCCUUCACAUGGGAGUGGCGUGGCGUCAAGGAGCGGCUCGAUCGUGGUAUCUGUAACCUUGACUGGCUAGAAGCGUUUCCAGAGUCCUCAAUAAUCCACCUCCCUCAAUUGAAGUCGGAUCAUAAACCCCUCCUUUUUAAGGGGUCUUCACAGGGGGUGGCUCCCGUGUCUGAUCGCCCUUUCAGAUUCAUGUCAUGCUGGUUGACUGACAAUCGGUUUCCACAUGUGGUUAGUAAUGCUUGGCGUAACAAUCUGGAUUGGGCCUCGGCUUCUAAGAGCUUCAGGGAGGAUGUGGUUGAAUGGAACACUCAUGUGUUUGGUAAUGUGUUUCGGCGUAAGCGGAGAUUGAUGAGAAGGUUGGAAGGGAUCAAUGCCAAACUUAGGAUGCAGCAUAAUCCUUUUCUCCAUAACCUUCAACACAAACUCUGGCAACAAUACAACUGUGCUCUUGUGCAAGAGGAGAUGAUCUGGAGACAAAAGUCUCGGUGUUCCUGGGUGAAGCAUGGUGAUCAAAAUACUAGGUUUUUUCAUGCUUCUACCAAAUCCAGACGGAAGCGUAAUAGGAUUGAGGCCCUUACGGCGGAGGAUGGGACCUUAGUAACCGACGUGGAUACUCUCUGUUCCAUGACUGUGGAGUUUUUCAGCUCGUUGUAUACGUCCCAGGGUAUGAUCCAAACCAUCCCGCCUGGUGAUGGCUUUCAUCCGCUAGCUCCGAGUGUGUUGGAUGAUAUCCAAGCUCUUUUCACGGCUGAGGAGAUCAAGCUGAGCUUAUGA
Molecule: messenger RNA, 1221 nt
Organism: Lotus japonicus
Lineage: Eukaryota; Viridiplantae; Streptophyta; Magnoliopsida; Fabales; Fabaceae
Exons: 1
Coding region: 1-1221 (406 amino acids)
Molecular function (GO): catalytic activity
Source: RefSeq, a predicted model, not a curated record